Dreissena polymorpha is the source of this 5713-nucleotide messenger RNA. RefSeq names its product piggyBac transposable element-derived protein 4-like. NCBI's taxonomy places the organism in Eukaryota, Metazoa, Mollusca, Bivalvia, Myida, Dreissenidae. The record is from RefSeq and is a predicted model, not a curated record. The coding region runs from base 3861 to 4889 and encodes 342 amino acids. The transcript is spliced from 2 exons.
UGGCUGCAGGGAUAGUCCGGCUCUGGAUCAUUGUUAAAAUCUUCGCUUGCGUCUUCCAGUAAAUGGACAAUAACCAGGGUCAUCUACGAGUUAUGAUCAAUGUACCUAUGAAGUUUCAUGAUCCUAGGCCUAAGCGUUCUUGAGUUAUCAUCCGGAAACCAUUUUACUAUUUCGGGUCAACAAUAACUAUUUUACAAAAUGUAAAUGUGUGAAGAAAACAGCAGAAUAACAGGUUUUACAACUUUAUUAACUCUUUCAACUCCGUAGCCCGCCACAGCGGGCAGCCGUAGUUUACACCGUUCACCACGAUAGCCCGCUAUAGCGGGAGUUCCGAUAUUUAACCUUUCUUUGUCUGACUCACACAAGUAAAUCACAUUUAUCAGCGAGAACAAACGUUAGCGUGGGUUAUGGCCAAUUGUUACUUCCGUGUUUACCGAAAAGAAUGAAAACUAUUAAUUUUAAACGUGUUUAAUCGAGAAUUUAAACAACACACUGGUUAUAACAAUGGCGGACGGUGAAAUUUCUUCAGAUGAGUGGUCGGAUGACGAAUUUAUUGAUCAAAUAGGUGAUUUUGACUUGCAUCAUUUAGAUGAAAAUGACAGACAACAAUUGAAUAGUGUUUUGCAAAAUUUGAAAACAAUCCAGAUAACGAUACAGGUGACGUCGACUUUUUGGGGAAUUUUGAAACACCUGAUGUGUUUGAGUGGGACAGUUCCUACAGUGUAUGCUGCAUAAAGAAGUUUUAGGAAGUUCCAGGCCCUGUCAGAAUAUAUGACACUUCUGCCUCCCCGUUAGAACUUUUCCAAGUGUUCUACUCAAAUGAAAUAUUUCAACACAUAACAGACUGUACAAACCUAAAUGCCCAGAGAAAAGCUAAUCCGGAAGAGCACAAAACUCCAUGGACAGAUAUAACUAUCACUGACAUCAAGGUGUUGUAUGGUGUUAUGUUGAUGAUGGAUAUAGUGAAGUUUGACAGAGAUGAAAUGUAUUUUAAGGACAGUACAGACACUCAUUUCAUGCUUGGGUCAAAAAUUCCAGAAGUGAUCACAAAAAAGCGAUAAUUCCAGAUCAAGCGCUACCUUCACUUCACAUAUGAAACUAACAAUCAUACAGACAAACUGUUCAAGGUCCGAUACAUGCUGGACACUCUGAGAAAGAAAUUCAAGUCUGAAUAUGUGCCCCAUGAACAGAUGAGUGUAGACGAGUCCAUGGUGCCAUUCAAAGGACGUCUUGGUAUCAAGCAAUCAGGGAUCAUAUUUUCCGGCAACAUCAAUCGGUCUGGAUUUAACUGGGGAAAAUGUGUCCAAAAAUUUAUAUCCGAAAUCAUGACAAAUUACGUUAAAAUAUAUACAAUUGAUUUUGCCAUUCAUGAAGGUGGUAUAAUAAAAGUACAAGUUAAAUUCCCUAAGGCAUUUUUAAACGGUAAAUACGAGUUUUCUCAAUUGGUUUUAUCAUUUGCUAUUUCAUUGUUGUUUCGUGCACUGACUCUGCACGGACUCUAGAUGAGUCAAUAUACGCUCCGUGUUUCGUGUGCUGUUUUAUCUGACUUUUUUUCAUCGUUGUCAAUAUUAAUAAUCUGUGUGAUUUGAUACCACACAUCUAAACUUCCGGUCGUGGUUAUUCAACAACAAACAAUAAAGUACACGAAUUAUUUCGAUUCUAACACGAUUUUUACUAGAGCUUUAUACAAUGUAUAUUAUUUUUCUUGUGUACUUGUGUGAAGUUCCGCCCAUAAAAUAACUUUCGGCUGUUCUGUCGAUCAGAUCCGCGACUUUCAUUAAUUUAUUGCUGGAUUAUUACGCUGGUGGAAAAUGUAUCGGCAUGUUUUGUUUAGUUACAGCGUGUGCUUUCAGUGUACAAGGUUCGCCCACAAUUAUUGCAGAAUAUCCGAUUUUCUUCUCUGUUUAUAUGAAAGUUUACUGUUUCAUGCAUGAAAUGCACAAUUUCCACGAGGAUUACAUCAAGAUUUUUAUCUCCGAAGUAACUGUCAACGAUUAUAUCGUGGACGAGUACACAUUACGGACCGAUUAAUUAGUGUGCUAGGUAUAAGCCAUUGAAAUUGACCAGUCGCCAAAUUAUCGAUCGCUCCGCCCACAUAGUCACGUGGUCUAGUGAUAAGAAAACUCCGACAAGCAGAUCGCAAUUAUAGCGGAUUACGUGAGCGAAAUACUAUAUUUGUAACGAGGUAUCAUGCUCUUUUCUAUAAUAUAAAUUAUUUAAAGCCGCACAGUAAACUAAACUGCUUUGUAAAACUUUAAUACAAUCAUAAAUGCUUUAGAGAAAAAUGGCGUAAUAAAAAUAAAUGAGUUAACGGCAGACUGACUAUCAGAAACGUUUCUUUUACAUAAUAUAGGAAGUUGAUGAAAAUCUGUUGUAUACAUGAGCAUUCAUUUUAUAUUGAUUUUGAACUUGUAUUAAAUCGUCUGACAGUGAAUCCGGUGGCUAUUCAUAUAUAAUUUUGAAAAUAUUUUUUAUUAAAUGCAAAUGACACAUCCAUAUCAUGAUGGGGUUUUUGUUUAUUACAAAUGUUUAGAUCUUUGUUUUAUUGUGUUAUUUUUAAAAAGACACCGAUUUUUUUAUUUAGAUAUAAAUUAAAUUUUGAUUGUAACCAUAAUUUAAUACAGGCCUAAUUUCGUGGUUUCAUUAACAGAUAGUCUAAUAUGCAUUUUAUUUCAUUUAUUUUUAAUGCGAACCUGUUACAUUUCACUAUCGAAAAAUGAAAUGUUGGUAUCACGUAACUAUUCACGAACAUUCGAAUUGAAUACAUUUAGCCUAUUAUGCAUGUCUUUAUUUAUAACAAGAUGGCCCUUAUAUGUUAAUUGCAAUUUUCACAUUUCUCCCCGUAUCAAUGUAUGUUGUAUUAUAAAUGUUGUUAUUGUAUUAUAAGCCGUACAUUUUACACUUGAAGUCGCUUUAAGCUGGCUAAGCCGCGUUGAAAUCACCUUUUUGUUGUUUUAACUUUAGUUAAAACAAUAUUUAAGUUAACAAUUUAUAAUGAUUUCCCUUGUUUAUGAUCCACUGAAAAUAAAUAUAUAAUUUGAAAUCAUUUAAGUAAUUAAAUAGUUUUCUUUUCUUGUGUACAGUACCUAACAAUGCCAUAAUGUUCCUUCAUUCUGAGAUCCACGCAACAUACUGUCAUUUAUUAAUCAUCGACAAUUACGCUGAGAUUAAUUAGCACGUGUGGCAAUUAUUAUGUUGCCCAAACUGCUUAAUAAUAUUGUGCAUCAAACGGUAUAACACGUUUAUAGAACACACGAUUUAGUGUGUUUGAUUUCUCAUUAAUCGUUCAUAUGUUCAAUAAAUAAAGAUAAAAUAAUAACCUUUUAUAAAGUAUGUAUAGCACCUACAAUUUUGAAUAAUGAUCGAACAGUUAUGAUCAUGCAUUUGAUAUAAAAUCUGUGUAAACUCUUAAAAAUUACGUCCAUUCCAUAUGAACGACACGCUUUGUUUGUCGGACAAAAUGGCGGCCAGAUAAGCGUUGCUGAGGGGUGUGUGAAAAAUCGAUAUCUGAUUGGCUGAUCGACAAAAUGUGGGCGGAGUUGGCGACUGGUCAAUUAUCGAUUGAUACACAGGUUAUUCACGCAUGACUAAUAAACAACAGCGCGAAUCUUCGCUGCUUGGGGUCAUACUAGUCGGCUGACAUGCAAUAAACUGGUCCUGACCGGUUUAGAGACUGCAGCGAAUCGAGAUAAGAAUGCAAAUAGGGGGUGUUAGCAUGUUCACUGUGUAAUCGAUUUCAUGACGUGAAUUUUAGCAAACAGAAUAGGACCGACUGUUAGGGAUUUUCAAUCAGUCUUUCAUGACCCCAAUCGGUCUAGGACCGACAAAACCGAAAAAAAUAUGAUCCCUGCAAGCAAUAUAUGAAGGACAAGCCUGUAAAAUUUGGCGUCAAGAUGUGGAUGGCUGCCGACUCCAUUUCAGCCUACUGUUGGAACUUUGAUGUUUACGUUGGAAAACGGGCUACUCAGAUCAACCAGGUGUUCGGACUGAGCGCACAGGUGGUCAUCGACCUAACCAAGGACCUGGCUGGGAAGGGUUACACCAUUUUUACCGACAACUUCUACACCAGUCCUAAACUUGCCCACUUCCUGGCCUCCAAGGAAAUCUACACCUGCGGGACAGUGAGGACCAAUAGGCACGGUUAUCCACAGGAACUGGUGAAGACAAAAGCCGAGGCACGACAGCUACCAGGGGGCCACUUCGACUGGAUGCAGUGUGGAAGUUUAGUAGCUACCUCAUGGAAAGACAAUAAAAUGGUGUACUUUCUGUCUACUGCCCACAUGCCAGAACUAGAUCAGCUUGCUACCUCAAGAAAAAAUAAAGAUGGGACGAUACAGCGUCUACCAUCAACUCCGUGUGUCGAGGAAUAUGGAAGAUACAUGGGUGGUGUUGACCGCAAUGACCAAAUGACGAGGCUUAACAAAUCCAAAAAAAGCAUGCGGUGGUAUCGUAAAAUUGAGCGCAAAUUGUUGGAACUUUCAGUUUAUAAUGCAUACAUCAUAGAAGGAACGAUCAGAGACCAGAAGGUUCCAGGAAAAAGGAAACGUGACAUGAUGUCCUUCAAGUUGGAUCUGGCACAUGCGCUUGUGGGAACUUCACGACUGCGAAAGAGAUCCGCUGGGCGAAGUCGGUCAGAAAACUCAGAAAAUAUUCUUCGCCUGGACAACAUCUCCCACCUGCCAGCAAUCGUUGAAGGAAAAGACCAUGUGUGCGUUGUGUGCAACGAGAGGCACAACAGGUACAAGAGGAAGCAUCCGGAAGCUACCUAUAGUGAAAAUCCUUUCAAGAGGUGCAAAACAACAAUCAAGUGCAGCAAGUGUGAUAAGUAUUUGUGCUGCAACACUAAAAACAUGUGUUUCACAGACUUCCACACACUGGUGAAUUUGUAGUCCAGUGAUACUGACCUAGUUUAUGGAAAGACACACCUGUACAGGUGAAAAACUCACCUGUAAUUAUAUUACCUGGUGAGAUGGACACAUGUCAUAAGUAUAAAUACUUUCAGGCAUUUUAAAACAGUGUAUAUUGUGUACAGUAACAUGUUGUGUUGACAACCAUGAUUUGUUCAACAAUGAUGCUUAUUUGAGUACUAUAAAUGAAUGAUAUGUAAGCAACUGCCAUUUUACCUGUGUACUUAAUUAAUCCUUUAAAGUUAUAAAUUCAAGGUUUUAAACAAGGACACUUAUCUUUUAACACUAUAUAUUGUAUACCAAUAGUACAGAAAUUAUUUUGAAAUGAAUUGAUGUUUUAUAAUGAUUAUUCUUUAAAAUUAUUGAAUUUUUACCUGUUAAUUAGAUAUCUUACCUGAAAAACCAGGUAAAUAUGAAUAAAAUGAAAUUAUUGUUUUUGUGAUUAUAUAGAUACAUGUAUGAACUUUCUAAAAAUGUAUGGCUUGAUAUAGAAAAAAUGCUUUGUUUUUGCUGUUAUAAAGGAAUUAUGAACAUAUGAUGUAUUUCUUAGUUCUGCCAAUUUACCUGUGUACUUAAUUAAUCUUUUAAAGUUAUAAAUUCAAGGUUUUAAACAAGAACACUUAUCUAUUUACACUUGAUAUUGUAUACCAAUAGAAUAGAAAUAAUUUUGAAAUGAAUUGAUGUUUUAUUAUGAUUAUUUCUUUAAAAUUAUUGAAUUUUUAUCUGUUAAUUAGAUUUCUCACCUGAAAAACCAGGUAAAUAUGAAUAAAAUCAAAUUAUUGUUUUUCUGCUUAUGUAGAUGCAUG